CUAAAACCCAUUGACGACAUAAAAGCUCAAGACGCAAAAACCCUAAAAAAGUUGAAACCUUCUCUCUCUAUUAAGCCUCCCUUCUCUUGUCCCUCUGAGUCCCUCUCUUUCUCUCGCUCUCGCUCUGUGCUUUCUGGCCUGUGUUGUAUCUCUUGGGCUGUGGCAAAAUAAAAAAGAAGAUUAAAAAGAAAAAACUUCUGGUCUUCUUCUUCCAAUCAGUAAGCUUGUUUUCUUAUGUGUUUUUUGUUUGAGGAGCUGGAAAAAUGCUUCUGCUUUUUGAGACUCCUGCAGGUUUUGCUUUAUUUAAAGUAUUGAAUGAAGGGAAGCUCUCCAAUGUUGAGGACUUGUGGAAGGAGUUUUCCACUUCUGAGUCAGCCAGACAGGUGGUAAAGCUGAAAGCUUUUUCCAAGUUUGAAAAUACAUCAGAAGCUUUGGAAGCUGCAACCCUUUUGAUUGACAGCAAACCAAGUAAGGGUCUACGCAAGUUCUUGCGCACUCACUGCGAUGGUGAGGCAUUAGCUGUGGCAGAUUCGAAGCUUGGAAACAUCAUAAAGGAGAAAUUGAAAAUAGAUUGUAUCCACGACAAUACUGUUAUGGAACUGAUGAGAGGAGUGAGAAGUCAGCUGACUGAACUCAUUUCAGGUCUUGCAGUUCAGGAUUUGGCUCCAAUGAGCUUGGGCUUAUCUCAUAGUCUAUCUAGAUACAAGCUCAAGUUCAGUGCUGAUAAGGUUGAUACAAUGAUCAUUCAAGCCAUUGGUUUGCUUGAUGAUCUUGAUAAAGAGCUGAACACAUAUGCAAUGAGAGUUCGAGAAUGGUAUGGUUGGCAUUUUCCAGAGCUUGCUAAGAUUGUACAGGACAAUAUCCUUUAUGCCAAGACUGUGAAGCUGAUGGGUAACCGUACAAAUGCUGCAAAGCUUGAUUUCUCUGAGAUUUUGCCAGAGGAGGUUGAGACAGAAUUGAAGGAAGCAGCUAUGAUAUCCAUGGGAACUGAAGUUAGUGACCUUGAUCUGAUUAACAUCAAAGAACUCUGUGAUCAAGUGCUCUCUCUUUCAGAGUACAGAGCUCAACUUUAUGAUUACCUAAAAAGCAGGAUGAACACAAUUGCCCCAAAUUUGACUGCUCUUGUUGGAGAGCUUGUUGGUGCUCGCCUCAUUGCUCAUGGCGGUAGCUUGUUGAACCUUGCAAAGCAGCCUGGGAGCACAGUUCAGAUUCUUGGUGCUGAAAAGGCUCUCUUUAGAGCUCUGAAGACCAAGCAUGCAACUCCCAAAUAUGGGCUUAUCUACCAUGCAUCCUUGAUUGGUCAGGCAGCCCCAAAGCUUAAGGGGAAAAUUUCACGAUCGCUUGCUGCAAAAACUGCAUUGGCAAUUAGAUGCGAUGCUCUUGGAGAUAACCAAGAUAACUCUAUGGGACUAGAGAAUCGAGCCAAGCUCGAGGCACGGUUAAGGAAUCUUGAGGGCAGAGAAUUGGGUCAUUAUGCUGGAUCAGCUAAAGGCAAACCUAAGAUAGAAGUCUAUGACAAAGAUCGAAAGAAGGGAGCUGGGGCAUUGAUAACUGCUGCCAAGACCUAUAAUGCUGCUGCAGAUUCCAUACUUGGGCAAACAGCAAAGACUAAUGUUGAGGAUCAAGAAGCAGCAGUUCCAAAGAAGAACACUGAAACUGCAGAGGCUCCAGCUACUGGUGAAGAUAAAAAAGAGAAGAAGAAAAAGAAGAAGAGGGCUGAUGACGAUGACACGGUUUUGCCUGAUUCAAAUGCCAGUGUACAAGUAGAAGAUGAAGAGGUCACAAAGAAGAAAAAGAAGAAGAAACAUUCAGCCAAGGAUGUUGAGGCAAAGGAUACUGAUGAAAACGGCGAUGUCGUAGAAAAGAAGAAAAAGAAAAGAAAACAUGCUGAAGAAGAAGAAUCUGAAGUAUCCAUUAAAAAGGAGAAAAAGAAGAAGAAGAAGAAAAGUGAGGAUUAAAAAAGAUCUGGAAAAAAGUUGUAAUGACGGGCAACCCAACAAUUUUGGUUUAUUUAGGCUAUGUUAGGUAUUCUAUAUGUAAAAUUUAAUUUUUUCAACCUUUUUUUUUUUUUUUUGAAUUGUUGCUCAUGGAGGAACACUUAUUGUUGCUUUGGCAAUGAGCUAUGUACUGUUGCAUAUGAUCUUCCUCCUUUUGAAAAUUUCAAUUCUCGUUUAUACUUUGGUACUAAAUGGGCAGUUUUCUUUUUUCUGAUCA
Messenger RNA from Ziziphus jujuba (common jujube), 2214 nucleotides. RefSeq names its product probable nucleolar protein 5-2. The transcript has 9 exons. Gene Ontology annotation, molecular function: snoRNA binding. Gene Ontology annotation, cellular component: small-subunit processome; box C/D methylation guide snoRNP complex. The record is from RefSeq and is a predicted model, not a curated record. The coding region runs from base 264 to 1958 and encodes 564 amino acids. NCBI's taxonomy places the organism in Eukaryota, Viridiplantae, Streptophyta, Magnoliopsida, Rosales, Rhamnaceae.